Molecule: messenger RNA, 1595 nt
Organism: Exophiala viscosa
Lineage: Eukaryota; Fungi; Ascomycota; Eurotiomycetes; Chaetothyriales; Herpotrichiellaceae
Product: AMID-like mitochondrial oxidoreductase
Exons: 2
Coding region: 250-1398 (382 amino acids)
Cellular component (GO): cytoplasm
Molecular function (GO): flavin adenine dinucleotide binding; electron-transferring-flavoprotein dehydrogenase activity
Source: RefSeq, a predicted model, not a curated record
GUUGUCUUACAUCGACUCUUUCAGCCCGUGCCCCGUAAAGAUUCGAGCCACCACUUGACAGGCUCACAUCCUUAUCCUGGUAUCCACCCUGUGCCUGAAACAGAAGUCUACUAAAUAAAAGUCCGACUGCGCUUCGCGGCCUGACCUGUAUUUAUUCUCCCAUCAAUUUCCUUCCUCUUUGUUGACUGUUCACCGACCAUCUCGACACUGUCCUACGUCCAUUCUCACCCAUCCUCCAUCACCCACAACAUGUCUGUCCAUAACAUCGUCGUUAUUGGCGCCUCUUUCGGUGGCAUUACUGUUGCCCAGGGGCUCCUCAAGACCGUCAUCCCUCAAUUGUCCACUGGCAAGCAAUACAAGAUCAUCCAGAUCGCACCCAAUGACGAGUUCUUCUGGAAGAUCGCUGCCCCUCGAGUCAUUGUCAACCCAGACGCCCUACCCUUGAGCAAGGCCUUACUACCCAUCGAGCCUCAUUUCAAGAACUACAAGCCCGAGCAGUACGAGUUCAUCAAGGCCUAUGUCACCUCAAUCGACCCUUCGAGCAAGACUGUCCACACUAGCACUUCUGCAGCAAUCCAGUACGACUCCCUUGUCAUUGCAUCCGGCACAAACUUUGAGUCGCCUCUCUGGACCGUCGCAGACGGCUCGGAGGCUUUGAAAGCCGCGCUUAAGGAGGUUCAUGAGAAACUACCCACCGCACAAACAAUUCUCGUGGCUGGCGGUGGUGCUGCUGGCGUCGAAACUUCUGGCGAACUCGGUGAGCUAUAUGGAAAGAAAAAGGACAUUACAAUACUAUCUGGCAGCACCUCUCUUCUGCCUAGACUCCAAAACAAGAAGGUCGGACAGGAUGCGCAGAGCCGGCUUGAGAAGAUGGGCGUCAAGGUCAUCAACGACAAACUCAGGGUCGUUUCUCACACCAAAGAGGGCGGCAAAGAAGUCCUGAAACUCAGCAAUGGGGAGACCAGGACAGUGGAUAUCUUCAUUGAUGGCACAGGAGACAAGCCCAACAGCAAAUUCAUCCCUCAGGAGUGGCUGGAUGACAAGCAAAGAGUCAAGACGGACGCACACACACUCCGCUUGGAUGUCCCUGGUGUCACCGGUGUGUACUGCAUCGGGGCAGUUGGUAAUUACUCGGACGGUUCUGUGAUGGACAUCAAGUUCGCCAAACCGGCUAUCGUAGAGUCGAUCAGGUCGGAUCUCACAGGACAAGCUCCGGGCCCGCGCACGAAGAACAUCUACAAGAAGUUCCAGAGCGACAUGCAGAUCGUCCCAGUCGGUUCACAGGGAGGUGUCGGCGUCCUCUUUGGCUGGAAAGCCCCCAGCUUCAUUGUGAAAAUGGCCAAGGCCAAGGACUUCAUGAUCGGAGAGGCUGUCAAGCUCGUUGAUGGCACUGCUUAACCAGUCGGUUGUGCAAUGUGUGAAGCAUUUUUGUCCUUUUCGUACCUGAGAGAUACCCAGUCUUACCUGCGCUUGUGGUGAGGCAUUCUUAUGGCGGAGGAUUUAGCGUCGGUGGCAUUGGCAUAGACACAAAGUUUUAAUGGUUCGUGAGAAUACAAAUCAGCUAUUCAUACAAAUCGCAGCCUUGUCGGAAUAAC